GGAGGGAGAGAGAGAGAGAUCAGAGAGACUGAGGCACAGGCAAUGGGAGUAAUAUAGCCCACUGCACAGGGUUGGGGGGGGGGGCAGAGAAAAUGCCACAUAACACCACCGAUUGAGGAUUUAAAAAGGGGGAGGGGGGAGCGGGAUGGUUAUUCAUCCUCUGCUUUGACCAGCGUGUGUUGGGCUCUGAGUGAAUCCGAUCCGGGAGACUGCUUGGAGAAGCAAACACACAGCAGCAGCACAAUAUCAAGAGAGGAGUGAUGCACACACACAAAGGGAGAGCGGGUUUGCUCUCGUGUGUGGCACGGCCGAGGUGGCUGGCUGCAUCGCCGCAGGGAUGGAGACCGUGAACGGGAGCGCUGAGAUCAAGCAGCAGUACGCGGCGGAGAAGAAGCGGCUGAACCGAGCUCCCUCGCCCGCCAGACCCCUGAAGGAGCUGCACUGCCGAGCGGUGGCCAAACCUGCGCUGAACCCUUGCAAGCCCGGGACCCUGCCCUCCUCGCCGGGCUCCCUCUCUCUAACCAAGCAGCAGCAGCCGUCGCCGCCGCCGCCGCCGCAGCAGCAGCAACAGGUCGCCGGGGUGCUGGCUCCACAGAGCAGACCGUCCCGAAGGAGCAACGCUCCGGGCUCCAAGGACAAAGCGUCGGCGCCCAAAGGCGGCGUGUCCGGCGCCAAGACCUCGCUGUCGGUCAGCCACUUCGCCAAGAGGGCUUCGUCCAAAGGCCACCACGAGAAGGGGGGCAAACAGCAGCAGCAGCUGCCGCCGGGGCACGGAGCGGAGCAUCAGCACAAGAGCCAGGGGAGGAGGGUCAAGAAAUGCCUGGUGGCCGAGCCCGGGGCGGCCGCCUUGCUGGCCGGCAGCCUGGCGUUGGCGCUGACCAAGCCCAGCCACACCGACAGCAGCUCCGACCUGUCGGACUGCGCCUCCGAGCCGCUGUCGGACGAGCAGCGGCUGCAAGCGCCGGAGGCGGCCAGCACCAGCGACGCCGAGUCGUGCGCCGGUUCCAGCGACGCCGAGGGCGGCAAGAGAAGCAAAGCGGCGGCCGGAGCGCCCAAUCUCGGCCCGGAACAGGCGCAGCGCGGGGAACAGCAGCAGCAGCGCCCUUCGCCCCUCAAAGGAGGAGGCGAGGGGCCGAAGACGGGCUCCUCGGCGAACGGUAGGCACGGCGCCAGAGCCGGCAAAGCCCGCAACCCGUCCGAGCUGUCGCCGAGCGGGGGCGGCGCGCUGGAGGCGGAGCUGCUGAGAGAAAUCGAGGAAGUCCGCUCCGAGAAUGAUUACCUGAAGGAUGAGCUGGAUGAGCUGCGAUCUGAGAUGGAAGAAAUGCGGGACAGCUAUUUGGAGGAGGACGUGUAUCAGCUGCAGGAACUGCGUAGAGAGCUGGAUCGCUCCAACAAAAACUGCCGGAUCCUGCAGUACCGCCUCAGGAAAGCUGAACAGAAGAGUUUGAAGGUUGCUCAGACUGGCCAGGUUGAUGGGGAACUGAUAAGAAAUCUGGAGCAAGACUUGAAGGUUGCCAAAGAUGUGUCUGUGCGCCUGCACCACGAACUGGAGAACGUUGAGGAAAAACGCGUCAACGUGGAAGAUGAGAACGAAUCCCUUCGACAAAGGCUCAUUGAAGUCGAAAUCUCCAAACAAGCAUUGCAGAAUGAACUGGACAGGAUCAAAGAGAGCUCUUUGAAGAGAAGGGGAAGCCGAGAGCUGUACAAGGAUAAGAAAAGUGCUACUCAGGAAGAUAGCGCUGACCUCAGAUGCCAGCUCCAGUUUGCAAAGGAGGAAGGCUCCUUGAUGCGCAAGAAAAUGGCCAAGCUGGGGAGGGAGAAGGACGAGCUGGAACACGAGCUGCAGAAGUACAAGUCCAUCUACGGCGACGUGGACAGCCCGCUGCCCACCUGCGAGGCCGGGGGACCGCCCAGCACCAGGGAGGCCGAGCUGAAGCUGCGGCUGAAGCUGGUGGAGGAGGAGGCCAACAUCCUGGGCCGGAAGAUCGUGGAGCUGGAGGUGGAGAACAGGGGCCUGAAGGCCGAGAUGGACGACCUGAAGUGCCAGCACGACCGCGACGGCCCGGGCCGGGAGCCCCACCCCAACGUGCCCAGCUCACCUUUCGCCGCCGACUCAUGCGAGUCGGCCGGCGAGCUGCGCCGCCACCUGCAGUUCGUGGAGGAGGAGGCGGAGCUGCUGCGGCGGUCCAUCGGCGAGAUCGAGGACCACAACCGGCAGCUGACCGACGAGCUGAACGUGCUGAGGGGAGGGCCGGACGCCGGCUGGGCGGCGGCGGCGGCGGCCGAGGAGGCGGGCGGUGGCGGCGCGCUGCAGGAGGAGCUGAAGGCGGCGCGGCUGCAGAUCAACGAGCUGAGCGGGAAGGUGAUGAAGCUGCAGUACGAGAACCGCGUGCUCAUCUCCAACGUGCAGCGCUGCGACCUGGCCUCGCACCUGGGACCGCGCCCCGCCGCCCCCGCCAGCGACGCCGACGCCGACAGCGACCCGGGCCGCAAGGAGAGCGACGACGGCGGCGACGACGACGGCCGCCCGCCCGCCCCCCAGCCCAAGCGGGAAGGCCCGAUCGGCGGCGAGAGCGACUCGGAGGAGGUGUGCUGCGAGAAGACGCCCGAGCAGCUGCUGCUGCUGCUGCGCAAGCGGGAGGACACCGAGUCGCUGGUGGGCAUCAAGCGGGAGGCCGAGCGGCUGGGCCGCACGGUGCAGCGGCUCAUCACCGACACCGACAGCCUCAUCUACGACGCCAAGCUGCUGGUGACCAGCGCCGGCCCCGGUCAGGACGGCGAGCCCGAGCUGCUGGACACCAUCAGCACCAGGAUGAAGGCGUUCCGCUCCGAGCUGCACGCCUUCAUGGACAGUGUGGACCACCUGGGCGAAGGGCUGCGGGAGCAAAUGGACGAGCUGUCGCCCGUGCCCAACCUGACCGAGUCUGCAAGCUUCCUCUCCUCUGUCACCUCCAUGUCCCGGGACUCUCCGGUGGGCACGCUAGGGAAGGAGCUGGUUACCGACUUUCAGUCCAAACUGAGGGAUCAGCCAGAAUGGCAGCUAGUCCCCGAACACACACAAGAGCAAGAGACCCUUCAAAAUCGAGGCGCAAUGGACCAAAGCCGCAAAGCUGAUGGAGACUACAAAGUUUAUGGAAUGGAAGGCAAGAACUGCUUCAGUCCAGAGCUCAGGGAGCCCCAUGUUUUACCAGAGCAGAAUCUAUCUGUUCAAGAACUACAGGUUCGGCUAGAACAGGAAAGACAGCUUCGAGAGGAUGAAAAUGAAAAAUUCACCAGCAAGAUUCUUCAGAUUGAAGAGGAAAACCAGAAGAACCUGCUCAGGAAAGAUUAUGAAGUGCAAAGCCUAAACCUGCAGAACAGGCUAGAGCAAAAGUCUUGGAGUCACGAGAGGACACUGCUACUGCAGGAGAUGAGAAUGUUCAAACACAACACCUUUCUGUUCUACGUCAAACUCAAAUGGUUGCUCAAGCACUGGCGGCAAGGCAAAAAAGUAGAGUAUGGUGGGGAGGACAUAUUGGAGCUUGAACAGAUUGAAAGCCUGCCUGAAUUUAACAUGCUUCUUGAACAGACAGAGCUGGACCUUGACCAAGAGGACAGUGGCUAUGUGCUGACUGAAUACUCCCAACUUUCCCCUUCAGAGAGUGAUGACUACAGGCCUCAGCUACAGACAAAAGAGUUACUACAGCACCAGAAGCAGGCCAGAGAAAACCGAAGGAUCCUAAUUGCUCUGAAGUCCAUUUUGGAAGAGUUUGGUGCUGAGCUUGGGGAGGAAGAGAAACGUCGCCAUGAACUGCAGCAGCAGUAUGUCAAUGAGAAAGCUGCCUGGGAAAUGGAAUGCACUGAGCGAAAGUGUCAACUGGCCCAGUUUGAAAAGAAAAUUGGGAAACAGUCAUCCAGCAAGAAGGUCUCCAAUGAUCCCAAAGAAAUGUUCACGCAGGAGCGAGAGGAGCACCGGAAGCUGCUGGCGGACAGUCACAGUCAGGUCAUGGAUCUGCACUGGCAGCUGCAGCACGCUGAGAAGAACUGGAAGCGAGAGAAGGGGGAGCUGCUGGAGAAGUUUGACCGAGAGCGGCGAGAGUGGGAGUGGCAGAUUAAAGAGCUGCAGAGCAAGCUGGAGCAGCUUCAGACAGAGUCCAAGCUUUGGAGAGGAGAAAGCCAUUUUACUGACCAACAGGAGCCAGUGCUGGAAGCCUUGGAACCUUGCCCAGUGCAAGAGAGCAUCCACAAUCGUCGCUCACAAGGCCGCAGGCCUUUCUGGGAACCUGAGCAACAGCAAUGCAGAGAGCAAGUUUCCUUUGCUCUGAAGGAAGGUGACAAGUUCCAUGCUCCUCCAAAGUUGUUCCCUGAUGCCUUGUCACUCGGAUCAGUGGGUAAUGCCAAGGUCCCUCAGCCUUGCAACUUGGAAAAUGAGAGGAAAAAAAUUGCAGUCUGCAUUGGCGAGGCUCUGAGUGAAAUUUGUGGGACAAAGGAUGCUGCUGAGUUUCAAGAAGAAGAAACUCGUAAAGCAAAUCUUCAGAGGGCAAAGUCUGUUUCCUCCAUGUCAGAGUUCCAACGCUUGAUGGACAGUUCUCCAUUUCUCCCCGAGAAGCACUUCGUUGGCAGUCCCGAUCAACACGCAUACAUCACCAAGGAUGAGACCACCCCACCAUUGUCUCCAGAUGACUUGAAGUAUAUUGAAGAAUUUAAUGGGAAAAGCCUGGAGUACACUAGCAAAGAUAAACCAGCAGAAGCCUGGCUGGAAAAGAAUGAAGGUGAAAAAACAGUGAGCAGUUUACCAGCAGAGCCCUUCCAGCCUAACUCGUGGUUCCUCACAACCAGUGUCACGAUGACAACCAACACAAUGAGCGGGCAGGAUUCCACUCAAAAACAGCUACAGCGUGGCAACAUGGGCCCAGAUAAAAUAGGAAUGCGACUGUAUCAUAGCCCCCCAGUGAUCCGUAGGUUCGAUGGGUCAACGCGACCUAACAAUGAUGGGAUGAAAGUGCCAGAUCCAGACUUCGCUUUUUCCAGGAUCAAGUCAAAUGGGAAUGAGCCAAAGGGAGGAUCACCUAAUGUAUUUGGAAGAUGGCCAUGUGAGAUUGGCAAACACCACAAAGAUCUGCUGGAGGGUGGUCUCCAUCCCAUGGAGCACCCAAUCUGUAGCACUGUAGGCUUCGCUUCAUCGCUGCAUGAUCUUAACAUAUCUGGCAACAUGAGUGAUGACAUGAAAGAAGUAGCUCAUUCAGUCAUGAGUCGAAUACGAUCAAACUCAAUGGAGCCCCAGUUCAAAGACAUUGCCUGUCAGACUAUCGGUGCUACAAGUACAGGAACACAAACCACGCAGACCAUCAGUGUAGGUUUGCAGACUGAGUGUCUUAGGAACAUCACCAACAGCCCGCACAAGUGUUUGACACCAAGGGGAGGUUCAACUCCUGUAUCCUCACCCUCUCGAAGUUUGCGGAAUAAGCAGGUGGCACCAGUAGUUGAGAAAAUGCAGGCAAAGUUCGAACGAGCAUGCUGCUCACCCAAAUAUGGCUCCCCGAAGCUACAAAGAAAGGGUUCUGCAAAAUCAGAUCAACCGAAGGAUCGAAUUUUGCCCACUACACCACAGAAGGGAUUCAAUGAAUCAGCCUGGGCGAGAUCAACCACCACCCGAGACAGUCCCGUUCACACCACCAUUAAUGAUGGCCUUUCGAGUUUGUUUAAUAUCAUAGAUCACACACCUAUAGCUUGUGACGGUGUGCAAAGAUUGUCCAGGUCUGUGAGUAGAUCAAAGCCUGCAGAACCCAGGUCGAAUUAUGUCUUAGUUCAGGAGUUUCUGAAGACUGUCCGUGGCCGAUCGCCAAGUCCAGUCUGCGUGACAGUGGAAUCAGAGAUGGAAACAGAUGGUGAAGAUCUUGUUGGGAAGCAGGAACUGUCUACUUCUCCAGGAUACAGCCUUACUGAAAGCCCUGCCAGGAUCUUAAACAAACAACUACUUGAACAGGCCCUUAAUGAGGAACAAAGUCAAGCUAAGAACAACCAGAAAUCUGCCAAUGAUGAUAGUAAGGCAGAAGAUGGAGAUGGAAUUUCCCCAAACUCCCUUGAGGAGUUACCUUGGUCCUCAGUAGCUCCAACACUGGAACCCUGCUUCUCACGGCCUGCCAGGCCAGCCAACCAGCGUCCACCAUCGCGAUGGGCUUCACGCUCCCCUUCUGCCUCCCAGUCUUCAUCCUCUGGGGAUUUAGUUUGCAUCAGUCAACCCAGAACUGGUGAACCACCUGCAACGGAUCAAGAACAUGACCCAGAGCACAAGCCUGCAUAGUACACAAGUUAAUAACAAAGAACACUGUAAUUCACAGUCCCAGUGACCCUAUGUAGUGGACAAUCCUACUCAACGUUCACGAUUAUGAAGGAUUCAACAAAUCAGGAAUGAACUGUUGUGUAUCAAACCUAUAACAUAAGUGCUAUGUCUGUACUCCAGAUUGAGAGUACUAUCCAUACGGAUGGCUGUAAAGAUGGGAAUUUCUUUGCUUGUAAUGCAGUGGUUUAUGAGUCUCUGUUAAUUUUAUUUAGCUAUUUCGCUAAGCAAAGCAAUUUGAAAGGUGCACAGUGUAGACUUUGAAGAUAUGCUCCUUCCAUCCUCUGCUCUUCCAUCAAUGGGGCUGUGUGGUGAGGAUUUAUUUUUUUCACUGCAAGUUAAGUUCUCAAACCAAGUGACAUGUAUUCAGUGUCAUUUUCCUGGCAGCUGGAAAUCUAGUGAUUACAGUGCUGAGCCCCUAAAUAAGACAGUGGGUGGAUGUGGUAUCCAUGUUCCCAGUGCUGCCUCUAACACAUGUCUGCGACUGCAAUUGGGAUGAACUUUCCUAUGUUUUUAAGCCAGAUCAUUUGCUUCAGCUCCAUCAGUGGGGAGAUGGAGCUGCUUAGUUCUACCCUGUCAAAGAUGCUUUGGCUGGCCCCCAAGUUGCAGUGCAGGUACGACUUGAAUCAUCCUGCCAUUCCUGAUGGUUGAACAGAGGGAUUAGACCGAUUCAAGUUGGGGAACUUUUAUCCAGUGAAAAAAAUUCCGAUUAAUGCAAAAAAAUGUUUAAAAGUAUUACUACAAUAAAAAAUUUAUAACUAUUAUAUCUACAAAGUCUUGUAUUUCAUUGCUUACAGUAGCUUCACAAUAUUACCAUACACCAUUGCACGCCUCAGUAAGAUGGCUAUGAUGCCAAAGUAUUUGCCUGUAAAAGGUACACUAUACAAUAGACGAAGAUGCUCGAGAAGUUGAAGGGGUUGGAGUGGUCUCUCAGUAAUUUGGGCUGCCUUUCUUUUACAUUGCACUGUAUUGGUUUCCAUGUAAAAUAGUCCUAAUUAUAUUCUUUUAAAAAAAACAUUAAUUUUUAUUUUACUAUUGAUGCCAGUGCGACUUUGUAAAGUGCUUCAUAUGGAUUGAAGCUUUAGUUAGAAUGACACAGAGUUUACGGUGCUCUCGAGUAGAGCGAGGGGUAUCGUCUAGGUUUAGGGACAAAAAAGAAACUAUAUUGAAUAGAGUUUUAAUUUUUUUUUGCUAGAGCAUAAAGCAAAAAAGAAGAGAGAUAAGGACAGUCUUAAUAAGUUAGUUGAAUGAUGGUACGAUACUUGACUUGCAUGCCAUUGGGUCCAUAGCACUUUAGUGCAUGUAUAUAGCUACUGUACCCCCAAUAUCACAUAAAAAUGAAGAACAAAAAGACAAAGAAUCCACUGUUACAAAGUUGUGAGGUUAAUCAUGUACUGUAUUUUAAUUAUUGGUGUUUCUUGCAUUAACUAGGAAGAAAGCAUUUUUAACUAAAUUAUUGUAACAGUUCAACUGUCUGUGUACAGUAUUGAUAAUUUUUGGAAAAUAUUGAGAUAUUGUUCAAACUUAAUAUUGUAAUGAAUGUCUUUAGGGUUCAGUGUAAGACAUAAUUUACCCAUAAAUAAAAGUUCGAAUUUCCAACA
Messenger RNA from Pristis pectinata (smalltooth sawfish), 7920 nucleotides. Its product is annotated as microtubule cross-linking factor 1. Gene Ontology annotation, biological process: regulation of autophagy. The coding region runs from base 338 to 6283 and encodes 1981 amino acids. Lineage: Eukaryota; Metazoa; Chordata; Chondrichthyes; Rhinopristiformes; Pristidae. The record is from RefSeq and is a predicted model, not a curated record. The transcript is spliced from 15 exons.